AUGCCCACAUCCACUAUUACCGAAUCCAACCCAUCAGAGACUGUGCUCUCCGAGGAAUUUAUUCAGGACGCGUUCCAUUCGUACCUCAAGUCGUCUCUGACGCAGGCCAAGAUCGAGGGUCUGCUCCCUACAAAUGUCCUAUCGAGUGCAGAAGGCGAUCUGAUGAUAACAGGUCCUGCACUAUGCCUCUACUUUGCCGCGCUGCGUUCUACCACAGAGCCACCGUCUGUCCCUCUUCCAAAGCGUUCGAAAGGCUCUAGCCCUCCAUUACAGCUCUCUCAGGAUAACUGUCCACCAACGUUUCGGCCGUUUUGGAUAGUCUGGUCCCACACUGUGCCCGAGAUACAGGCGUUGGUACCCGAGUAUCAACAUGACCUUGCGAGGGUCAUCUGCGGUCUUCCCCCCAUCGCGAGCCCACUCAAUCCACGGUUGAACGGCAUCGCGGCUGAUUUGCGGGCGGUGGCUAUCGAGAUAAGCAUGCGGCGAUCGUUCCAGGAUCGCUAUGCGAACGACUUGCAGGCUGCGCUGGAUGCAGGUAGUGGAGGGCGCAAAAAGGUUAAGGCCAGCUUCGUUCCUCCUCCGGUCUACGACUCCCCGCCGGCAACCAGGCCAUCACCAUCACCGUCUCCGUCCACGGCCUCCUUCAGUCCCAUUCCACCUUCCCUGCAUUCUCCAACGCCAACCAUCCUCACACCCGACUCUCCCGCCAUCGAGUUCAUCCGUGAGACGCUGUAUGCCGCAUUGGCUGACGUCAUCGAGCGGAUGCCACCUCUCAGGCGCUUAUUGCGCUCCGACCCGUCUCGAGCGUACUUUGCCUCUGUCGCCUUUGCCAUUCUCGACGUUGCCACCACCUCUGUCACACAUCCAGAGCUGCAAACUAAGGGUCUGGCGGACGUCCUUCCUAGCAGCGAAUCCGGUGAUCACGAGGCUACUAUUUACGGCGUACUCGAGCAGACACUCACACUCUCCAAGUGCCCGCCAGACCUGCGUCCCUUUAUGAAAGAGCUGUGCGCGAUUGGCCAAGCAGCGCGGGAUAUGGAAGAGGAGGACUCUGUGGCCACUGUACAUGCACUUGAACGCGAACGUGAGCCACCCAGACCGAGACUCGAGCGCGUACGCGAUAUCCUCGAGGGCGGCGUCGGCCAUGCCUUCAAUUCUGGCAGCACGCACCGCCAUAGUUCCCGUAGAUCCUCCGCUCAAGGUCAUGAUUCGCGAUCGACGGAUCCCCGUCGCCGCACCACCUCCACUGAGAACAGAGCGGUUGCGUUUGCCAACCGCAUCAACGCGCUCGCACUCGGUAUGACGAAGCUCCGCGCGUUCAGGGAGAGACAGGACGUGGUUUUCAAAUUCUGCGUAUUGUAUACUACUUGGCUUCUGCUAAUCGAAGAAAUGCACAGGGCCGGUGACCCACCAAACGGAUUGCCGGGGAUCAUUCGCGAGAACUGUGCCUUACAUGCGCGAGCCGCCGAAGAAGGCAUGCAAAUGCUCGUCGCACAACAAACUGCACCGUUGUUGUUCAUCGUCACGGUGUCCUCGGUCAGGCGACACGUUGGAUGCAUUUUCAUCGAGCGCUUUCUGAAAGUCCGCUACGUUGUGGGCGUCCUUGAUGUCCACAGGAAAUAUGCGCACACAGACGUAACGACUGUGGCGGGUGUGGAAUAUGAACAUAUGAUAGACAGUCCCCAGCAUCUAUCGCACUCGUUCACGCCACCUCGACUUGGACCUCGAGAGUUAUGCAUCCUGGCUGCAAGCGGAACCCCAACGCCUCUCCGAGCAGCCCAUCGCGUCUCCGAAACAACCACCUACUCGACGACCCCGACUCUGCUGGAGUCAAACCCUUACCAUGACUCAGUUAUGGCGAAGGCAAAGAUUCUAAAGGAAUACACCCGAAUCUCGGGGGUUCAACUGGAUGACGAGAGACGCCAUGCACUGGGUGGCGCGAUUCUGCGCACUGCUUGGUCGCGGUGCUCGGUAUGCAUCGAGUACCCCAGGAUUGUAUAUGAUGAGUGGGCAGCCAUGCACGCAGGCGCCUUGGGCGGUGCACUACUUGGCGUCUUUAUUGGUGCGGCCACCGUAAUCUACGCCGUCUAUGUGCGCAGGCGUCGUCGGGAGCCUCCUGCAGAAGAUGGAUUCUCUACUGUGCAGCAUGUCCUCAAGAUGCUUCCUAAAAUCGCACGACCGUUCGUAAUCCGAACGUCACUAUUCCUAGCAGAACUAGCGACCCAUGCUGCAUUCGGCGUCGCAGCAGGCGCCCUUGGUUCGGCGAUAUGGACGUGCGAGCCAACCAACCAGGCGAACAUGGGCCCGGAGAUUUCGCGAGCCGCAAAGGCGGGUCUAGUGGGUACGCUUCUUGUCGGGCUUGUCGUUGAAGUUGCAGUUGCAUUUGCCCGAAUUUUGGCAGACAUCGUGUAA
Molecule: messenger RNA, 2412 nt
Organism: Postia placenta MAD-698-R-SB12
Lineage: Eukaryota; Fungi; Basidiomycota; Agaricomycetes; Polyporales; Adustoporiaceae
Exons: 8
Coding region: 1-2412 (803 amino acids)
Source: RefSeq, a predicted model, not a curated record